This is a messenger RNA of Penaeus indicus, 1551 nucleotides long. RefSeq lists its product as uncharacterized. Bases 1 to 1551 code for a protein of 516 amino acids. The transcript is spliced from 9 exons. NCBI's taxonomy places the organism in Eukaryota, Metazoa, Arthropoda, Malacostraca, Decapoda, Penaeidae. Gene Ontology annotation, molecular function: RNA polymerase II cis-regulatory region sequence-specific DNA binding; DNA-binding transcription factor activity, RNA polymerase II-specific. Gene Ontology annotation, biological process: regulation of transcription by RNA polymerase II; cell differentiation; anatomical structure morphogenesis. The record is from RefSeq and is a predicted model, not a curated record.
AUGGGAAUCCUCCUGUUUUACCAUCAUGGAGUCCCAUGGCGCCGGAGAUGCAGGUCUAACAAGCCAACACUUGACCACAUUGAUGUGAUGUCUGUCCCUGCUUCCCCUUCGUCACUGAGACCUCUUCCUGAUUUAUUAUCCCUGUCUUCUCUUCCUUCUUCAUACGUGGAACUGAUAGCUGAAGCACUGCAGUCGUCCCCUUCAGGUGCUCUCAGUCUCGCAGGUAUAACGCAGUUCCUCCGCCUCAGGUAUGUUUUCUUCAGGGGCCGCUAUCAAGGCUGGAGGAACUCGGUGCGACAUAAUCUCUCUCUUAACCAGUGUUUCCGGAAGAUUCUUCGUGACCCUCGGCGCCCUUACGGCAAGGACAACCUCUGGACUCUCGAUCCUCGCUAUCUCCCACGCCCGUCUUGGAGGAGGGCGGGGGGCGCUGUUGGAAACACUGUUUUUGGAGAGCCGGCGGAGGAGAAACGAGGACUUCCUAAGAAUGAUCUCAGUACCUCAAACGAAUUCGAUAAAAGGCGAAGAAUUACCACAUGUUGCCUUUAUUUUGACGAGGAUUCGAGCUCCGAAGGAAGAACACACAAGACUCCAAGCAGUACCUUUGAUUUUUCCUAUUUGGACGGUCCCGAACUCUGUUCCAAACUUCAAGGGCGACCUGUGCCUCCAAAGAGAGUUCCUUUGGAGUCUUCGGCUAAUGGGCAGGUUGCUUCAAGCUCUUCUAGCGUCCCAGUUUCACAACCUAUUAGAGUACCUUGCGCUUCCAGUGAUAUAUUGGAGUCGGCGAAUAUGCAGUGGAACCUGAUGGAAGAACCUCUUCGCACCAGAAUGGAAUGGCUGGACUUCCCAAAUAGCGUAAUACCAACAAGGAAGGCAGCGAGCUCUACUCGGAAGACUCUUGCACUUAAAGAAUCUCUUUUCGGUUUUCCUGCUUUGUGUGAUAUUUCGCAGGACGUUCUUCCAACUCCAGAUUACAGUGAAGGUGUUCAGAUCAACAGUGAUCGAGGAGAAAGGCCGGCCCAUACCACGGUCUAUUCACUGACACACACGUCUUUCGAAAGUACAGAAACAAAACUCGAAAACUGCCCUCACGUCUUAAUCGAUAAAGAGGAGACCUUUCGUCACAUCAGAGAAUCCAUCGCCAGUCACUCAUCGGAGGUCUCAUUACCUCACAAGGGCCGUGCGCCUGUCCAUGUACGAAGGAACAGCUUUAUCCCAUUCCCGUGUUCUCCUUUCAGUAUGCAAGAAUCUAGCAAGAGAAGAAAGGACUCUUGCACUUUAUCGCAAUCGCCGAGAAAUAAAGCAGAGCCUCAUUCUUCUUCUUCUUCUUUUUCUUCUUCUUCUUCUUCUUUUUCUUCUUCUUCUUCUUCUUCUUCUUCUUCUUCUUCCAUUUCAAUUGUUAACAUCAGAGGGAACGUCAAUAUACAAGUCAGGUUGGCCGAGUGGUCUAAGGCGCCAGAUUUAAGCUCUGGUACUCGUAAGAGUGCGUGGGUUCGAACCCCACACCUGACAAAGGAUAAGAUUAAAAGACUUAUAUUCCAUGCCAUACAAUGA